Messenger RNA from Engraulis encrasicolus (European anchovy), 1380 nucleotides. Its product is annotated as CMRF35-like molecule 1. The record is from RefSeq and is a predicted model, not a curated record. The coding region runs from base 1 to 1167 and encodes 388 amino acids. The transcript is spliced from 8 exons. Gene Ontology annotation, molecular function: transmembrane signaling receptor activity. Gene Ontology annotation, cellular component: plasma membrane. Lineage: Eukaryota; Metazoa; Chordata; Actinopteri; Clupeiformes; Engraulidae.
AUGAAGGCUCUCUUCGUGAAGACACUCUUCUUCAUUCUCAACUUCUCCAACCACUCAGGUGGAUCAGCAGACAUCAGAUGCCCCUAUGAUGCUGGAUAUGAGACAUACUCCAAGUACCUCUGCAGAGGAGCCUGUUCCUAUGGAUACAAAGACAAACCUGUUGAAACUGAAGAAGGGAAGAGCGGGGCUGUUAGGGGAAGAUUCUCUCUCCAUGACAACACCGCUUCUAGAAUCUUCACCGUCUCCAUCACUGGACUGACUGCAAAGGAUGCUGGGAAGUAUUGGUGUGGAAUUAAGACUGGAUUUUGGGUUAAAGAUAUCUACAUUGAAGUCAACCUAGGCAUCACACCACCUGUGAUCACCACACCUCUGACCUCAGGCAUCACAUCACCUGUGACAACCACACCUCUGACCUCAGGUGUGUUGGCUGGCAUUAUUGCAGGGCUCGGUGUGGCAAUGCUGAUGGGAGCUGGGCUACUGCUGUUCUGCCUUCGGAAGAGACAUCAUUUAAAUGCAAGAGCAAGCAGUCCUCACCAGCCAAACCCUGAAAAGGUAAAUUCAGCCCUUGAGCCAUUGCACCUCACCACCACCGCCACCCUCACCAUCCCACCUGGGAGUGACCCUUCAUCAUUUACAUGCACACACAAGCAGCCUUCAUCUGAGAGUGACCCACAGUAUGGGUUCCGGAGACAUUCCCUAGUGCCCUUACAACCCGAAGGCGUUUACCAGACAAUGUCCGCCGUACCCCCGCAACCCGGAGUUUACCAGACGAUGUCCUCCGCCGUACCCUUGCAACCUGAGGGGGUUUACCAGACGAUGUCUACCGUACCCUUGCAGCCUGAAGGACUUUACCAGACAAUGUCUACCGUACCCUCGCAGCCUGAAGGACUUUACCAGACAAUGUCUACCGUACCCUCGCAACUUGAAGGAGAUUACCAGUCAAUGUCUGCCGUACCCUUGCAACCCGAAGGCGUUUAUCAGACAAUGUCCAUUGUGACUUCACAACCCGAAGGCGUUUAUCAGACGAUGUCAGCCGUGCCCAUGAGGAAGACCAAAGCAGUCGAGUCAGCAUCAGUGAGGAAGGCCAAAGCAGUUGAAACGGCGUCGAUGAGGAGUGACUACAUAACCAUGGGACCCACAUUGCCAAGGCAAACAAGACAUAAGUGAAUGAUAAAAGUUGACUGACAAUUUAAAAAACUCCUACGGACUGACCAUUUCACGAUUUUCGUUUCGGUCCUGGACCUUCAUCAGGAAAAUGUAGGGUCUAGGACUGAAACACAUCUCCUACGCACCUGCCAGCAGAGCUGUGCAAAAAUAAUAUAAACUAAAUUUCAGAUUCUGAUGUGGUCUGCCUGGGAUUCAUCAUUCUUUUUGUUGCCC